Messenger RNA from Drosophila obscura, 7643 nucleotides. It is a transcript of the gene cmet, whose product is annotated as kinesin-like protein KIN-7O. The coding region runs from base 162 to 7133 and encodes 2323 amino acids. Gene Ontology annotation, biological process: microtubule-based movement; mitotic cell cycle. The transcript is spliced from 14 exons. The record is from RefSeq and is a predicted model, not a curated record. Gene Ontology annotation, molecular function: microtubule binding; plus-end-directed microtubule motor activity; ATP binding. Lineage: Eukaryota; Metazoa; Arthropoda; Insecta; Diptera; Drosophilidae. Gene Ontology annotation, cellular component: microtubule.
GGCAUUUGUUCGAAUUUAACUGUACGUGCGUCGUACGCCAUGAAAAAAGCAAAAAUUUCGAUCUAGAAUCUUGAAGUUUCAUUGCCCAGUGUCUUUUUAUGUAAAUUGUCAAUUGAUUUGUGAAUGUUUGAAUGUGAUAACACUUCAAGUUAAGCCCGAGAAUGUCUGCGAAGAGUUCAAUUCAGGUGUGCAUUAAGGUGCGUCCCCGCGAGGCCGGCGAUUCCUCUGUGUGGGAAGUGAAAGAAGGUCGGUCCAUACAUCUAAUCGACAGCCAGGCCGAUCCGUGUGUCUUCGACUAUGUGUUCGACCAGAAUGCAAAUAACCAGGAGGUGUUUGACCGCAUGGCCAAGCAUAUCGUGCAUGCCUGCAUGCAGGGCUUCAAUGGUACUAUUUUUGCCUACGGCCAGACGUCAUCAGGCAAAACGUACACAAUGAUGGGCGACAACCAGAAUCUAGGCGUUAUGGUGCUCGCGGCCAAGGAGAUCUUCAAGCAGAUAGCUAACGACAACGAUCGCGACUUUCUGCUGCGUGUGGGCUACAUUGAGAUCUACAACGAGAAGAUCUAUGAUCUGCUGAACAAGAAGAACCAGGACCUCAAGAUACACGAGGCCGGCAAUGGCAUUGUGAAUGUGAACUGCGAGGAGUGCAUCAUAACCAGCGAGGCGGAUCUGUUGCGAUUCCUUUGCAUGGGCAACAAGGAGCGCACAGUGGGCGAAACCAAUAUGAACGAGCGCUCCAGUCGCUCCCAUGCCAUCUUUCGUAUCAUCAUCGAGUCGCGCAAGAGCGAUCGCACUGAGGACGAUGCCGUCAUUCAAAGUGUCUUGAACUUGGUAGACUUGGCCGGUUCCGAGCGGGCCGAUCAGACGGGUGCGCGCGGGGCACGCCUCAAGGAGGGCGGCCACAUCAACAAGAGUCUGCUGUUCCUCAGCAAUGUGAUCAAGAAUCUGUCGGAAAACGUCGACAAUAAGUAUAUAAGCUUCCGCGACUCCAAACUGACGCGAAUUCUGCAGGCUUCGCUGGGCGGCAACGCCUUCACGUCCAUAAUAUGCACCAUCAAACCCUCGAUAAUCGAGGAGUCGCAGUCGACCAUAAAUUUCGCCAUGCGGGCCAAAAAAAUUCGCAUUAAGCCCGAGGUGAACGAGAUGGUCUCCGAUGCCACAAUGAUGAAGCGGCUGGAGCGGGAGAUUAAGGAGCUGAAGGAUCGCCUGGCCGAGGAGCAGCGCAAGAACGAGAGUCAGCUUAAGGUGAAGCAGCUUGAGAACCGCAUCCAGAACGACAUGCACAAGAUCAUCACCAGCAACUCGCUGAACGACAAACGCCUGCAGAAGCGCCGCCGCACCUGGUGUCCAACCACCUCGAUUCCAGAGGGUGGCCUGCCCACACCGCUGCCCUGCAUCCCGGCCGAGCCCAGCAAGGAGCGGCCAUCGAAGCUUUCGCAGCUGCCAAAGCCGGUUUUCUUUCCCAACUCUCACAUCAGCCACCGUGCCGAUAAUGGUCCCAAGACAGUUAAUAUUAUGAAGUCUCUGGACAUUGGCACUGAUGAUGAGGAGUUCUCGCCAGCGGAGCUCAUAGACUUUGGCUUGCGGCCAUCGGAUGAACUGAGGACGAAAGAGCACAGCAGGAUGCUGCCAGCGCUGGCUCUCACGCCCAAUAUUGGGCAGUUGGGAGUGGCAAGCUUGGUGGAGAAAACGAAAACCGAUCGCUUGGAGCUGCAAAUGUUUACCUCGUUAGAGAAGCACUUUGAUGGGGACUGGGAAAAGUCCCAGGCUCUGGCAGCGAAGUUGUCCGAGGUCACAGUCCAGCGGGAUGAGCUAGAGUCAGAGAGCCAAAUGAAUGCACAGCGAUGCGAUGCCCUGCAGGCCGAAGUACAGGCAGCCAAUGCGAAGAACGUGGAGUACGAGGAGCAGCUAAAGACCUUGAAGGAGACCGUACAGAAGCUGGAUCUGGAGAAUCGUGAGGCUGUGAGCUUGGAGUUUGAGUAUCAGUCGCACAAGACCAAGUCAAAGCUGCGUGAGACCGAUCUGCUGUCGGCCUUGGCGGAGAAGGAUUUGACCAUAGAGAAUCUGCAGAAAACUCUCGACGAAAUGUCUCGCGAUAUUCUGCGCAACAGCAAAGAGGAGCAGAUGCGCUCCCCCAUACUGAAUACAUCGCUGCCCGAAACAAGCUGCAACAAGUGUCUGGAGUUGGAAGGGCUCCUAGCCGAUGCCGACACCAAGCUGGCGAGCGUUCAGCUGGCCCUUAGCCAGAAGACGGCGGACUGCGAGCAACUCAACAGUCAAAUAUCCACAGACCAUGACGACAUGACUCUUCUGCUGGGAAAGUACGAUGGGCUGGAGCAGAAUUGUCACAGCCAGCAGCAGGCCAUUCAAACCAUGGAGGCAGACUACAAUGUACUCCAACAGAAGUACCAAAAGCUGCAGCAGGAGUACGAGGAUUUGGGACGAACCUCGAAAGCUUCCGCAGAGCAGUGCCAGCAGCUGGAGGCUGACAACACGACACUGCAGGCCGAGAUAGUAAUUCUCAAAGAGCGCGUGGAAGAAGCGCAGCGCUUAAUCUUAGAGUCGCCUAAUCCAAAGGCACUUGCGGAACAGCUCAAGGCGCAGAAUGAUGAGCUGAAAGCAGAGCUGUUGGAGGUGCAAACGAGCUAUGCGGACAUGCAGCGUGAAUACGAUUGCAUGUCCAACCAGCUCAUGGAGAGCGUACAGGAGUGUGAUGUCCUUCGGGACGAGUGCAGCGCUCUGCGUGAGGAGCUCAAGCAGCGUGCUAUGCCCAGCUAUGACAUCGAAUCGAUGAAGAGCUCUGGCGUCGGCACAGAGUGUAGUGAGGCCGAUCUAGAGUCGGAGAUAGACAGCGCAUUUUUGGAGAAAUUUGCCAGGCUGUCAGAUUCGCUGCACGAGAUCGAGCUGCAGCAUCGCCCGGGCUGCAGUCGCCUCUUCAGGGCUACUAAGAUUCAUGAGCCCAAUGUGCCCGGCCUGAAGCUCUGCCUCGAGUCUGCUACAGACAUACACACCGUCUCGCACUCGCUCGAUGAUGAUACAGUCGAUGCCGUGUGCCUGAAGGGCGUGCUGCGACAGCACAGUUUCCAGAUUAUCAGGCUGACCCAGGAGUCUGCGCCCGUGCAAGAUGAGCUGGAGCAGAGACGCCUGCUCGACCAUAUUGCCCAGCUGGAGAGUGAGAUUGCGGAGAAGAACAUGCUGAUCGAUGCCACAGAGGGCACCAUCAACGAGAUGCGCGAACAGAUGACCAACCUGGAGUCGGCUCUACUGGAGAAAUCGGUGAUAGUCAACAAGGUUGAGUCGUAUCAGCGACAGAUCGAGUCCCUGGAAAAGCAGAAUGCUGAGAUAACCAUUGUCUGUGAGGAGCUGCAGGAGAAGGUGAAGGAGAACACACUGAGCGAGAGUCUGAUGCUAGCCCAUGGCGACGACACCCUGCCCGGCAGCACAUCCCCCUUGAUGCUGCAGGACCAGGAGCCCUCUGAGAUAGCUGCCCUCAAGGCAUCCCUUACCGACCUAAAGGACAAAAUCGCCGAGCUGCAAGACCGCGUGACCGAUCAACUGUGUCAGAUGCAGCAAAAAGACAACCAAAUCGAUCAGCUGCGUGCGGAAAUUGAGGAGCUGAACGAACGCUGCAUAUCCAUGGAGGUGAAGCAGGCUGAGCUGCAGUCCAAUGCCAGCCAGCAGCAGCAGCUCCUGGAAAGACAAGCAGAGAAAUUGGCAGACGAUGUGCGCCGCAUCGACCAGCUGCAGGAAACCAAUGCAAAGCUCGUGGAGCGCAGCAUCAAGGCUGAAGACUCCCUGUCGGAGAUGCAGGAGCGUUUGCUGCACGACAAUCGCAUCGAGAGUUUGGAACAAUCACUGAAGAGUGCCAGAGAUCACAACGAGACUCUUGAAGAAGACCUGAAAAGUGCCAGGAAUCACAUCGAGACUCUUGAGGAAGACCUGAAGAGUGCCAGGAAUCACAUCGAGACUCUUGAGGAAGACCUAAAGAGUGCCAGGAAUCACAUCGAGACUCUUGAGGAAGACCUAAAGAGUGCCAGAGAUGUGAUAGACGCCAAUGAGAAGCAGAAAACAGACGAACUGAAUGCCCUUAAGCUCGAGUAUCUUGACCAAAUAGAGCGAAGCGAGACCGAAUAUCGCUCCAAUUUCCACAAAUACAACACGGAGUGGGAGGAGGGCAGGGAACGCUACGAACAGAGCGUGGCCAGGUUGAUGGCAGACCAAGCUAAGGCUGCUGCUCAACACCAGGCAGAGCUGGAGGACAUCAGGACAGAGCAGCACGUGGUCUUGGAACAGCUAAAGCAGGAGAAGCUCGAACUGGAGUCGCUGUACGCGAAGAGCCAGGAAUUGGUGGAUAAGCUACAAUCGCAGCUAAGCGCCCGAGACCGCAACUCUACCGAACAGCUCGAUGAGCUGGUAACAUCCUCACAGCAGAGGAUUCAGGAGCUUGAAGAGCGAUGUGAAAGGUAUACUUUGGACUUUGAUCAGCUGAGUUCUAAGUGCCGCACUGACCUGGAUAAGAUGAACGAGGAGAAGAUGGCCCUGCAUUCCGAAAUCAAAGAGGCGGAUGCGCAGCAUUCGAGCACUUUGGAGAAGCUUUAUCUGCUGGAGCAGGAACUGGAAUCCUUAAGCAAGCAGACAUCCGCCGAGAAGGCUGAACUACUCGACAAAAUCGAGACUUUCACCUCGAAGAACAGUGACCUCAAUGAAGAACUGCAGCGGGUUCAAAAGAAGGCUCUGGCCUUUGACGACUUAUUCUGCCAGCAUCAGAGGUUGCAGGCGUGCUUGAGCGAGGCCACCGGGGUCAACAUUACGCUAAGAGAACAAGUAGAGAGCCUUCAGGGCGAGCUAAACAGCUCCCAGAAAGAACAAAGCAAACGAACCGAUGAAAUCGAAGAACUUCGAUCGAAGCUGAAGGGGGCUUUGGAAGCAAAGACCUCUGCGAGCACACAGGAGACUGUUCUGACCAAUCAGCUACAGGAAAUGGAGGCAAAGAUGUGCAGUGAGGCAGCACAGCUCCAACGGGAGGUGGCAGAGCUGAAGAACUCAAGGCACGAGCUGCAGCUGAAGCUGGAAUCGCUGCAAGAGAGCAACGAGAAGCUGGAGUCGAGCAAUCAAGACCUAGAAGUGACAAUGAAGAAUGCCAGAAACCUACAAAGUUUGCUUGAAGAGGAACAACAACUGUGUUGCACUUUGCGCGACGCCUCCGCCAAACUGGAGCAAUCCAAUACGCAGCUUGUGGCUCAACUUAAGGAAAAGGAUGCAGCUUGUGUAUCCCUCCAGGAUUCAUUGUCUCAGCAGAAAUUGGCAAUCGAAGAAGCCAAUAGGAAAUGCUUGAAAAUGCAUCAGGAACGUGAGCAGGCUCAGCAGUCAGUGGAAGAACUCAAAAACGAAUGUGAAACCCUGCAAACAACUCUGAAAACCAAAGAACAGCAGCUGUGCAUGUUGACCACACAGUCAGAACACAAUUUGAAGCUAGGGGAUCAACUUAAAUUGAGGGAAACAGAACGUGACGCUCUCCGCAACGCUUUAAGCGAGAAGGAGAAACUCCUUGAAGAAACGAAUAAGAAAUGCCUAGAAAUGCGCCAGGAAAUGAAUGAGGCUAGGCAGUCAGUAGCUCAACUCAAGGCAAAGGAUGCAGCCUGUGAGGUCUUCCAAAAUUCCUUGUCUCAGCAAAAAUUGGUGCUCGAAGAAGCCAAUAAAAAAUGCCUGAAAGCGCGGCAGGAAGCUGAGGAGGCUCGCCAGUCAGUAGCUGACCUGACCAAGGAAUGUGAAAGGCUGCAAACGGCACUGCAAACCAUUGAGGCAGAACGCGAUUCUUUGCGUAGUACUGUAGCCCAGCAAGAGCAAAGCCACGCUGAAACCAAUAAGAAAUUAAAGGAAAUGCAACAGAAAGAUGGAGACAGUCGCAAGUCAGUGGCGGAACUGACCAACGAAUGUAAAAGGCUGCAAACGGCACUGCAAACCAUUGAGGCAGAACGCGAUUCUUUGCGUAGUACUGUAGCCCAGCAAGAGCAAAGCCACGCUGAAAACAAUAAGAAAUUAAUGGAAAUGCAACAGAAAGAUGGAGACAGUCGCAAGUCAGUGGCGGAACUGACCAAAGAAUGCGACAGGCUUCGCACAACAAUGAAAACCAAUGAGACUAGUUAUCGCAGUGAAAGGGAACGCAUAAACGCCACUGUGUCCAGUCUUUUGGAGGACAAACGAAACCUAGAAGAAAAGCUGUGCACUCUCAACGAAAUCGUGGAGAAGCUGCAGGCUGACUUGACUGCUCUGCAGGGACUCAAAGCGAACGCCAGCAAUGUCUCCUUUGAGUCCAAUGCAUCCAGCACGUCGCCUGCUUCCACAGAUCGCCUUGCUGUGCCAAGGAAAUCAAUUAGCUUUGAGUCUGACAUGCGCAAGAGCCGACGCUUAAGCGUUCACGAUGAGCGUCGCAGGCAGUCCUACUGGAACAAUGUGCGUGACUGGGGGACCAUGACGGAUCCUGCGGACAGUAAUUGCAACUGUGUGGAUCUCAACCGCAAGCUGCAGGACUACACGCGUGAUCUCUUUAUACGCGAGAGCCAGGUGACUGCGCUAAACAUUGAGCUCAAAAACCAUCCACUGAAGGAGGAGAAUGCACAGCUACGCAAACGAUUUUUGGAGGACCAGGAAAAAGCGCGUGCCGAAGUGAAACGUCUUAAGCUGAAGAAUCAAGAUCUCACUAGCGUGAUCAAUGACUUGACUGCAGCAGCAGCUGCAUCAAAUGCAACUGCGGCCAAAGGCCAAGCAUGCAGAAUAAUCCCUGCGACGAUCUCGGUGGAUACACAGACGGAGUCUGCCUUGGAGAAGGUCCUGGAGAAGACAAACCAAAAGUAUCAAGACGCGCUUCAACUGUGCCGAUCCCGCUACUCUACGAUCCAAGAUUUGGAGCAGAGACUGAAGCAAAACGAAAAUUGCGACACCUCCAACAUGACCUCGCUCACAGCAGGUCAAAUCAAUGCACUCAAGACCCAAUGUGAGUCGCAGAAGAAGGAACUGUCUGCCAUGAACGAGAAGUACGAGUACGCGAAACGUGUGCUCAAGAUGCGCAAGGAUGAGGUGAUCGAUCUGCGUGAAAAAAUCGCUGGCCUCGAGGCAGCCUUUUCAGCCAAAUAAGUCAUUAGAUUAUCGUAGUUUAAUUUGUAUAUUUCUUUAUGCCCGUAUCAAGAUCAAAUCGUAAUUCCAUUUAUUUAUUCUGUGUGAAAUCAAAACUUUCAAUAUUUUUGUGAGUAUUUUUAAAUGUAUUUAUGUAUUAUGUCAUUAACUUUAGUAUUGCAAGGUGGACAUGUAUCGAAUACACAGCUACGCUGCCUACUGCAUAUUUCUGUACUAAUCAAAAAUUAUACGGUCCCACAUAAGAAUUAUAUUUCCUGUUUAUUUCUGUACGCCUAAGCUGAUGAAGGAACAGAACGAAGAGUGGUGGACUGGUGGACUUGGGGCAAUACCUACCUUUAAAUUGAUGCCCCCAACAAUCUGUUGAGCAAAUGAUCAUUGGAUCAAAUGUACCUGAAAUUGAAGAAACGAAACCACCCAGCAAAUAUCAGAUAACAGAUAGAAACUCUAUCUUCGUUCUUCAUAACGCGGCUUUAUUGUAAUUUCAAUAAAUAUUUAUAACUUUCUAAGCAC